This is a messenger RNA of Lichtheimia ornata, 702 nucleotides long. RefSeq lists its product as uncharacterized. The record is from RefSeq and is a predicted model, not a curated record. The coding region runs from base 1 to 702 and encodes 233 amino acids. NCBI's taxonomy places the organism in Eukaryota, Fungi, Mucoromycota, Mucoromycetes, Mucorales, Lichtheimiaceae. The transcript is spliced from 3 exons.
AUGCCUGUUGUUAAGAAUCAUACUAAGCAAAAGCCUGCUCAAACCAUUUGGGAUUUCACAAGCAAAUUUCCUGAUAGUUUGACUGUUGAAAGAUGGUUAUACGAUGAAGGGAUUUACUGCAAGUGGAUGAAGUGCAAGGCUGGAAUUGACAUGAGGUUGAUUGAAGUCAAGAAAGAUGGACAACCAAACCUCAUAUGGAAGUGCACCCAUCGUCCAUCUGAAAGCUGCAACCGUCAAAAGAAGUCUAUUCGUGAAGGAAGCUUUUUCUCGGGGCUCAAGAUCGGCAUGCAUCAAGUUCUUGGAAUUGUGUGGCUCUACCUUUACAAGUUGGAAUUCCAGGCUAUUCAAGACCUGACGGGUGUAUCUGCACCAACCAUUCGUGCCGUUGUGCGCUUGUUAUAUCGUUUGAUGAAUGUCGACAUCAAAGACGAAGAUGUAUCUGUUGGUGGCAUUGACGAAGAUGGCAACCGCAUCAUUGUCGAAGUGGAUGAAUCCAAGUUUGGGAAGCGUAAAAGCCAUAAAGGCCAUCGUGUUGAAGGUGUGUGGGUUGUUGGCGGUGUCGAGCGUACUCCUGAAUGCAAGAUUUUUGUGACAACCGUCGAAGAUCGCAAGAAGGAUACUUUGCACCUCAUCUGGAGUAAUUACAUCAAAGAAGGGAGCGAAAUUCAAACGGACUGUUUGUGGUGGCAAAAGAGCUUAUGA